UUACUUUUCUUUUCCUGAAUACAUAACAUUGAGACUCGUUUCUUCUACGAUUAAGUGCGAGUGACUUGACUUGUCAAAUUCUUUUUGCUCUUAAAUUAAAAUACAAUGUCACAAAUUAAAAUAGUCACCAGCGAUAUUCUCUUAGAAUUCUUAGAAGUGGCAUUUAAUCAUAUACUUUACUAUAGAAAAUUAUAUCCAAAAGAAAUCUUUGUUAAGAAAAAAAUUUAUGGCGCUGUAAUCCAUGUCUCAGAACAGCCAGAACUUAACGAAUACUUGAGAAAUGUUUUAACCGCUAUUAAAGAAUUACUUAAAGAAGAUGAAAAUAGUGUCAAAGCUGUCAACCUUGUUGUUUUUAAUGAAAAUAGAACACCCAUUGAAAAGUUCGUUUUUGACUUGGUCAAGUUACAGGCGCAAGGAAUCGAAAUUGAUCCAUACUAUCUUAAAACUGAAGAAGCUUUGAGAACGAUCUGUUUAAAAUUAUCCAUAUGUGAAACGUAUUUAAAACCCCUUCCAGAAAAUGCAUCAUUUUCUAUAGAAAUUCAAACGUAUGAAACUGCCCAUGUAUCUCUCAGUGAAAAUCCAUUAUGCGAAGAUUUCCCUUGGAUUGUUGAUGAUGAAACUAAGAAAAUGGUCAAUAAAAAAUUAUUACCUCUGAAUACAGUUAAAACAGAAUGUUUAAAUUUACAGAUGUACGUACUCCAAAAUGGAGAUGUCUAAAAUAUAUUGUAAUGUGAUGUAAUAUAAAAAAAUAAAUAAAUUUAUACUUUUA
Molecule: messenger RNA, 769 nt
Organism: Polistes canadensis
Lineage: Eukaryota; Metazoa; Arthropoda; Insecta; Hymenoptera; Vespidae
Gene: PolZ2
Product: mitotic spindle assembly checkpoint protein MAD2B
Exons: 3
Coding region: 106-717 (203 amino acids)
Cellular component (GO): zeta DNA polymerase complex
Source: RefSeq, a predicted model, not a curated record